Macadamia integrifolia is the source of this 1807-nucleotide messenger RNA. RefSeq lists its product as uncharacterized. The coding region runs from base 695 to 1546 and encodes 283 amino acids. The transcript has 3 exons. Lineage: Eukaryota; Viridiplantae; Streptophyta; Magnoliopsida; Proteales; Proteaceae. The record is from RefSeq and is a predicted model, not a curated record.
AGAGCUUGAAAUUCCAAUAGAAUAAUCUUAUGGUUGCAGAUGGUUAAAAUCAUAUUGACCACCCUUUCACAAUGUCUCUUCCUUCUCUUUGACCAUGUGUGGGUCUCCUAUUUAAGACUUAAAUAGUUCAAGUUCCCUUCCACGUCCAAGCAAUUCUUUUUUUCUCAGAAAAAGGUCGAAAAGGUUUAGUUGACAAAUACUCUGAAUGAUUGAAACAUGAAAAGGGGGUGGGUCUGGUCGGUGAGGGUCCUGUGGAAGUUGGGACGACGACGUGGGGGGAGCGUCGUCCAAAGAGAGUAUGGGAGUCUGGUUGGGGUGGAAGAAGUCUGCAGCAUAUCUUGUCCUCCUGUCUGUGAUUUGUGAAGAUCCCAAACCUCCCUCUCAAGUUUUAUUCCAUCAUUCAAUGGAAACUCUGUAAAGUACCAACCAGACGGCCUGAGAGUUAAGGAAGUCUUCUGUCUGUGGAUCAAUCGAGUCCAAGAAUCUCUUUCCUUUAAGCAAACUUUCACUAACUUCAUUGGUUGCAAGCAAUUCGAUUCGAUUCGAUUCUCCUUUUUCUGUGUCUUUCUGUUUUCUUUAACUCUUCUCUUUCUUCUCUUUAAUUCAAUUUUGGGAUUGCUGCUUUGAGAAUUGAGAGCCCUGCAUUACCUUCCUAAAUGCGGGGUCUAUCCUCUUGAGUUAGAAAUAGAAUACAAUGGCGAUCACACAUGCGGAUCUCGCCCCAGGUCCUCGAAGCACAGAGCUUGGCAGCAAAACCGGUACUUCUGUUAUGAUCCUGUCUAUUCUCGUUGGUCUUAUGAGCUUCGUUCUAUGCCUCGUCGCCGAGACAACAAGAUCAGAGGUGACAUGGGCUUUGAAUGUGAAAGAUGGGAGAAAAGGAGGAGAAAGUUAUGAAUGCGUGUACAGUGGGAGUGGGAAGAUACCAUUGUUGUGUGGGGUUGGUGCCUUUCUUGGGCUCGCCAUUGCCGUCAUCGUUCAAUAUGCUUACCUGAUCAUCGCUGUUAGCAGGUCUACCCCUCCCCCUUUGAUUGCUUGGGACCCUGAUUCUCGCUCUUCCAAGUCCAUUGCUUGCCAAGCCGGCGUCCUCUUUCUCACUACCUGGGUAUGCUUCGCGGUGGGGGAGGUGCUAUUGCUGAUAGGACUGAGUGUGGAAUCGGGGCAUCUGAAGAAGUGGUGGAGGCCAAGACCGAGUUGCCUCAUCGUUGGGCCGGGUUUAUAUUCCGCCGCUGGAGUAUUCGGACUCACGACCGUAUUCCUUGCUUCGGGUCUAUACCUCACGGCUCUACGUGCACUUAAGAUGCGCCAAGAGGAAGACAACGUACGCCACGAGGUACUUAACACAUCCAUCCUUUUUGGAUCUCCACCACGAUCACCUCCUCAUCGAAUCACAGAUCAUCCACGUGUAUGGCAACAAGACACUGAUCGACAGCUACCGUCCCCUGGGACUGGGACCGGGACUGGAACUGCAACUGUGGAUCCCCCUUCAUUUGCUUCUCUCCUUCCAGCUGAUCUAAGACCACCCUCCUCCGACAAGUCGAUCUUUUAGAUCACCUUGGGAGUUACCGCAUCCAAGACGAGUCGCGCACAAUCCGUGAUACGCACACCAGCCUGCCUGCCAGACUUCCUCGAGGCGGCGAGGCUUAGAGUGAAAAUAUAAAUGGCUUCUAAAUUGUAUGUGUAUCAAGUAAGUUAGUUGAUUUAAUUUUGUUAAUUAUUAUUUAUUUUAACCCUUAGAUUUGAAAGAUUGAUUAAUUUUGUAAAUAUUUUCAUAUUUUUUAAGGAAAAAAAAAUCUCAAACAAAACUAAU